This is a messenger RNA of Rattus norvegicus (Norway rat), 1492 nucleotides long. It is a transcript of the gene Rhoh, whose product is annotated as ras homolog family member H. NCBI's taxonomy places the organism in Eukaryota, Metazoa, Chordata, Mammalia, Rodentia, Muridae. Bases 568 to 1143 code for a protein of 191 amino acids. Gene Ontology annotation, cellular component: plasma membrane; cytoplasm; immunological synapse. Gene Ontology annotation, molecular function: GTPase activity; GTP binding; G protein activity. The record is from RefSeq and is marked provisional. Gene Ontology annotation, biological process: negative regulation of canonical NF-kappaB signal transduction; T cell differentiation; positive regulation of T cell differentiation. The transcript is spliced from 3 exons.
GUUCCUGCUGUCGGUCACCUCGGACACCAAGAGCCACCACCUCUGGUGGACUCUGCCAGUCCAGUGUUACAAAUUUUCCGACAGUGAUUCACUGGGAGCCUUGAGAGGUAGCUUAGCUCCCAGGAGGAACUCUCAGCAGUGAUAGGUUUUAGCUACCCUAGAUUUUACAUGGCGUCGAGAGCUACUUAGACUUCCGGAGUCAGUGGUUUUGGUGUUGAGACCUUCAUUUGGCAUUCUACAACAGUUCCCAAAGUGACUGAGAUCUACUAGAACCCUGAGGCCACAAACACGCAGCUGCCUUUGCCUGGGUUCUUUUCUGCUUCUUGGCCAGUCAACAGCUGUUCACGAGUGUCAUUCACACAUCAGUUGGCAGCCACGCGUCAGAGGUUUCCCACUGCUUCUCACCUGGCCAGACUGGAGACGCAACAUCUGUAACCGAUGUCUGAGAUUCUACGAACAUAAGCCCCAGUUGUUGUCUCCUCACUCUAUGGAACCUGUUAUAGAAACCCAUUGAGGGUUCUUCCCCUUGAGAUCCUAGACUCUUAGAUACAACUUCAGACGAGGAAGAUGCUGAGCUCUAUCAAGUGUGUGCUGGUCGGCGACAGUGCUGUGGGAAAAACCUCACUGUUGGUGCGCUUCACCUCUGAGACCUUCCCCGAGGCCUACAAACCCACUGUGUAUGAGAAUACAGGUGUAGACGUCUUCAUGGAUGGCAUCCAGAUCAGCCUGGGUCUCUGGGACACUGCAGGCAAUGAUGCCUUCAGAAGCAUCCGCCCCCUGUCCUACCAGCAGGCAGAUGUGGUACUAAUGUGUUACUCGGUGGCCAACCAUAGCUCGUUCCUGAACUUGAAGAACAAAUGGAUUAGUGAGGUCAGGAGCAACCUACCCUGUACCCCGGUGCUGGUGGUGGCCACUCAGACUGACCAGAGAGAGAUGGGACCUCACAGGGCUUCCUGCAUCAAUGCCAUAGAAGGGAAGAGACUUGCCCAGGAUGUGCGAGCCAAGGGCUACCUGGAGUGCUCAGCCCUUAGCAACCGGGGAGUCCAGCAGGUAUUUGAAUGUGCUGUCCGAACAGCUGUCAACCAGGCCAGGAGACGAAAUAGAAGGAAGCUGUUUUCCAUCAACGAAUGCAAGAUCUUCUAACCCCGAGGUCCUGUACCCAACAUUCAUGAACAUACCUCAAAGACUCAUGGGAGAGGGGAAGGGGGCAAGCCACGAGGACCGAUCUUGACCGAUCUUGGCACAUCUGAACAAUCUUUCAGUUAUGGGGAAGUCUGCCACUGAUGCUUUCACAAACUGUACUCUGCAGAUGAACUCUGUGCCAACACAACCUGAGAGAUUCCUUGGGGAGCCAUGUGAGAAGUCCGUCUUCAAUGAGAGAUUAAAACGACCAUCCUAAUUUAGACAAUGAAGUGCAUUUCCCAAGUAUGCUGUAUUUAAACCCACAUCUUAUUUAAAUAAUGACCAAAUAUAGAGCUCUUGUUUUCCUGUG